This is a messenger RNA of Penicillium macrosclerotiorum, 1374 nucleotides long. Its product is annotated as RraA family protein. The coding region runs from base 1 to 1374 and encodes 457 amino acids. Lineage: Eukaryota; Fungi; Ascomycota; Eurotiomycetes; Eurotiales; Aspergillaceae. The record is from RefSeq and is a predicted model, not a curated record. The transcript has a single exon.
AUGAGUGAAUAUAGCUUUUUGGACCGACUUGCGGCUCUCGACACCAAUGCCGUGUCUGAUGCCUUGGACUUCCUCCAACUGAAAGGAGCCACGUACGGUCUAAGACCUCUAUGGGACUGCCCAAAGAUUGUUGGACGCGCUAGCACGGUGCAAGUUGGACCUAAAACAGACAAUGCCGCCACUGCCCAUCCAUUCACCCCCGUCAUUGAUGCGGUGACGACGGACGACCGCAUUCUCGUGAUUUCUGGGGGUCUGGAGGGCGUUUCAUGUUGGGGCGAUAUCAUUGCCAAUGCCUCGAAGACGAAGGGUAUCCGCGGCACCGUCAUUGAUGGUAUGUGUCGGGAUAUUGACGGCAGCCGCGAGGUCAGCUACCCUCUCUACGGCCGGGAUGUAACUAUGAUCAGUGGCCGUAGCCGAUUGGUGCAAGUCAGCUCCGGAACGCCGGUGCGAAUGCGUGGCGUCACUGUCUAUCAAGAUGACUAUGUCAUUGCUGAUGCUUGUGGCACGGUCUUCGUCCCAGCAAAGCACAUUGAUAUCGUCUUGAAACUAGCGGAACAAGUUAACCACCGUGAGACCCUAAUGGUUCAAGACGUUCGCGCCGGCAAGCCUGUGUCUGAGGUGAUGCAUGACGAACGAUUUGAAGCCAUCCGAAAAGAGACAUUAUCAGUGGCAGCCGCGGCUGGUUCUGUAUCCAACCAGAACCCCAAGAAAGCUAGUGCUGAGGAUCAAGCACUGGUGUCGCUAUUUGGCGGCUUGGACUCCCCUGCGGUCUCCGAUGCGCUAGAUAAACUUGGCAUUGCUGGACAGGCGUUUGGAAUUCAGCCGUUGUCCAAUUAUACAAAGGUUACUAUCGGCCCGGCCUUUACUGUACGCUAUAUACCCGCUAGUGACCCACCGGGAAGCGUGGGUGAUUUUAUUGAUGAUGUCGCCAUUGGGGAUGUUGUGGUGAUCGACAAUGGGGGUCGCAUGGAUUGCACUGUUUGGGGUGACAUCAUGACCCAGUAUGCCGGUAUACGCGGCAUCGGUGGUUCUGUUAUCGACGGCGUAUGCCGUGAUGUGAACCUUGCAAUUGAAGACGGCUACCCGCUAUUUACUGCUGGUCGUUGGAUGCGAACCGGCAAGGAUCGGGUUCAAGUUGGGGGUGUUAACGAGCCGAUUGGAAUCGGGAAGGUCCAUGUCAAGCCUCGGGAUAUCGUCGUUGCAGAUGCCAACGGUGUCGUGAUUGUUCCCCGAGAUAGAGCCCAUGAAGUAGCAGAUAUUGCACGAAAGAUAUCAGAGAGCGAAGACAAAAUACGAGAGCUGACGAUGAGUGGAGCUACGAUCGCCGAGGCACGACAAAAGCUUGGCUAUCACACUCUACAGCGAAAGGAAUAA